CACGUGAUACCAAUGUGACUUUUGGAAAAUUAUUUUCUCCCGGGGCGAAUAAAGUGAUGUGGUUUUAAAUAAAGCUGCAUAACUUUGAAGCGGUUAGCAAGUACAAAAGAAAUCUAUGCAGAUUAUUAAGUACAUAAUUUUGGACGUUUUCAACCUUCAUUAAUCUCGUUGAUUUAUUUAUAUUAUCUACUGUGACACCUGUUUUCCCUACACCAGUGGAAUAGCCCAUCAAUGAAAAUGUAAUUUGAUAAGGGGCACUCUUAGAUGUUGUGUGUGUGAAGAUUCUACGCAAGUGUUUGUGCACGUAGGCCAAAAUCCAACGUGGAACUUUCUAGUGAUUUCUCAGAACCUUCAUAUUACUUAAUUGGAACUGAAGUUGUCAUUCACUAUUGGACAAAUUGUUAAACAACAAAGUUUUAAAGACUAACUCAGAACAAUGACAAAUCAGAGGUAUUUGUUGUUGCUUAUUUGCGUGGCAUCAGUUGUCAGAUGUGAACUGUUUACAUCUUUGGCCCACAUGGAAAGAGCUUUAUUUGCUGAGAGAGAAAUUUCUUCAAGAAUAAAAGAAUAUGUGACAGAAGAAAAACAAAGACUGGAUGCCCUUUCCAGGUUAGCUGAUGAGUUAGAGACACACAGUUCUAAAGCUUUAGAGAAUACAGAUUUUUACUUGGGGAACCCAGUCAAUGCCUAUCUGUUUGUCAAGAGAUUUACAGUUGAUUGGGAACGACAUAUUGAAGAUAUUUUAAAAUGGAAGCCAAAUGAAGAAUUUAAUGAUAAAAUAAACCAGUUGAAAGAGUAUUUGCCAACUUAUGAAGAUUUAAAUGGAGCAGUAGCCGCACUGUUGAGGCUUCAGGACACAUACAAAUUGGAAACAGAAAAAAUAGCGGCAGGAGAUAUAGCUGGUAUUAAAACUACAGAAUUGUCAGCUGUUGAUUGUUUUGAGGUUGGCCGUGUGGCCUACAAUGAUGAAGACUACUACCAUACCACUGCGUGGAUGAACGAAGCCAUGAGUCGAUUGGAAAAUGAGAAAAAUAAAACAGUCAACAAAUCAGAAAUUAUUGACUUCUUGGCUUUUUCUGUAUAUCAGCAAGGAAAUGUAAGACAUGCCUUAGAUUUGACAAAUGAAUUGUUAACAUUAGUCCCAGGUCAUGACAGAGCUUUAAAUAAUAAAGAAUAUUAUUUGAAAAUGAUAAGUGAGAAGGAAGAAAAGAUGGGAGAAACUGCAAAAAUGGGAGAAGCUGCCACAGUAGGAGAACAAGCAGAUGAGCCCUUGAAAAAUGAAAAAGGGAGGGAUGAAUAUAAAUCAACAGAUGAAUUCAUCAUGUAUGAAAGGUUAUGUAGAGGAGAACAUACACAUGAUUACAAAGACAAACACAAGUUAGUAUGUCGAUACAAAACAAACAACGAUCCAUUGUUGUUGAUAAAUCCAGCCAAAGAAGAGGAAAUUUAUCUUGAUCCUUAUGUUGUAGCUUAUCAUAAUAUUAUAUCUGAUUAUGAGCUUGCUGUUAUCAAAAGUAUUGCCACUCCAAAGCUAGGAAGAGCAACCGUGCAUAAUGCUAAAACAGGAAAAUUAGAAUUUGCUCAUUACAGAGUUAGCAAAAGUGCUUGGUUAAGACCUGAUGAUGAUAUUGUUAUAGAGAGAGUGAAUAAGAGAAUAUCUGCUGUCACUAAAUUAGAAAUGGAUACAGCUGAAGACUUACAGAUAGCUAAUUAUGGUAUAGGUGGACAUUAUGAACCACAUUUUGAUUUUGCACGGAAAGAAGAGUCAAAUGCUUUCAAAGGUUUGAAUACUGGCAAUAGGAUAGCAACAUGGUUAUCAUAUAUGAGUGAUGUUGAGGCAGGUGGUGCUACUGUCUUCCCAUAUAUUGGAGUUAAAAUAUUCCCAAAAAGGGGAAUGGCAGCAUUUUGGUAUAACUUGUAUAAAAAUGGAGAUGGUAUUUAUGACACACGGCAUGCAGCAUGUCCAGUCUUAGUUGGUACAAAAUGGGUGUCAAAUAAGUGGAUCCAUGAACGAGGACAGGAAUUCCGGAGACCAUGUGGUUUAACAGCAGAUGACUAAAGGAGACGAAAAGGAAGAUUAUUUAUGACGAAAUAUGUGAUUCCAUUCAUUAACAAUCAUUAUAUAUGUAUAUAUGGUAAAAAGUCACGAUUAUGCAUUGUUAUUGGAAGUGUUUUUGCAAAUUUGAGUUAUUUUUAAUGCAUUUAAAUGAGUUAUCAUUAAUGAAUUUUGAUAGGCCUUUCUUAUUUACACAGUUCCUUAGAAAGAGCUAAUGUGUUUUCACUGGAAAACUUUUAGUAUAAAAUGCUUAUAUUUGCCUGAGGAAAUCUAUAAUCUUGCAACUCAAUUUGUUGUUAGCGUGUCUUUAUGAAUUGCAUGUAAGGAUUGAUAUCAGAAUUUAUUUGUUGCAUUUUUCGUUGCAAAUUUAAUUUUCUUAUGAUGUCAACGGCAGCAUGAAUAUAUUAUGGAAACACAGUUACUCCAAAUAGUUUUCAUAGCUAAAUAUUAAAUUUAGUAUGUUAAAGACAAGAUUAUUAUUUACUUGUGACAAUGUUGUUAGGAUUAUCUGUUUUUGAAAAGUAAAUGAUGAUUAGAAUUGAUAAAGUUUUCAGUUGGUGAAAUAAUGAAAUAUUAUAUUAUUAUUAUAAGUCAAACAAGGAAUUUUAUUUUUUUUUUAUUUUAUCAUAUUGUGUUCUUUUUAUGAUAUUAAAGGACAAUGUCAUUUUAGUAAUUCAAAUAUUUAUAUAUAUUUGAGCGAGAAUACAAACCUCAAUUUUUCUUUUUCAUUUUUUAGUGAUAUUUGAAAAAAAUUAUGUAUGACCAAUAUAUUAGAAUGAAAUGAAUUAUUGACUACUAAUCUGUUAUACUCCUCCAAAUAUUUAAAAAAAUCAAUAAUGUUUUUUUUGUUUGAUUUGCCAACACUUAGUUAAUGUUUAAAAUAUGUCUCAAUGUUAUCAUAAAAAUCCUCAUAUUUCAUUAUUUUCCCUUGGCCAGGGGAGGGAGUAAAGAAUUCUUUUUUGUUCAUCAAUUCUGUUUUCCUGGUUUAGCUUUAUGUUAGGUCAAUUCUUAGGAACUCAAAUUACAGGGUUAUUUUAUAUUUGUGAUAUAAAAUAUUAGAAUAUAUCUUUGAAAUUACUAUGGGUAAUUCAUAAAUUAUAUCAACUGGAUAUAUAUUUUACAAAUUAGAGACUGGUUAAAUUUUUCGUUAUGCUUCAGAUCUAGGUUAAUACCAGUAGCAGAGCAAUGCUUUUUUGCCAGAAGAUGCAUCUUGGAAAAAAGAGGAGGGUAAUGUGAAAAUUGGGCUACCUGUCUAUAUUUUAUGCUUGAAUGACUCUUGAAAGUUCUGUUGCUAUGCAACUAUACUGCAUUGAGUCAUUAUAUUUGGUAUUAGGUCACAACUUAGAGAGUAACAAAGGAUCAUUCAAAAUUAUAAAUUAUGUCAUCUUGACUUACAUUUCAUAUAGGAGUGACUAAUUAAAUUUUGCAUUGAAAUCCAAAUUUAUAUAUCUUCCAGUGGGAUAGCAAUGAUAAUUGACGUGUGGGUACAUCUUGGAUGUUUAUGACAAUUUUGCAACCUUGACUUAUAGUUUAUGUUUGAAUGAUUCGUUUUCCUCUUUGAUAGCUACAGAUCAAAACCACUGCAAGUAAUGCAUGGACUAUAUGUUUCACCUAUGCGAAAACAAGAUAACAUUUAUAAAGGUCCAUAAAAAUACUUUGUAAUUAUUACAUAUUUUAUAUUAGUGACUGAUAAAAAUCUUCAUUUUUUUAUAAGAUCUAAGCACGUCUAAGUAACCUGUUUUUCUUUAGUUAAAUGUCUGGUAUCAAAUUUUAAUUACCAAAAGCUAUAUUUUAUGCAUGAGUAACUGAAUUUUUUUGUUAAUGGUCCUAAUUUAAGAUUUGUCAAGACUUUUCAUCAGUAGAUAUAUUAAGUAUUGUGUAAUAACUCAGUCACCUUGACCUUGAUAUUGAAAUUAACUAAAAAACAGUACAAGGGGAUAAGCUGACAUUCAAAUUGUCAGUUUCAAAAGAGUUUUUCUUUGAGUUCUUUUUGUCUAUUUUAAAUGGAUACAACAUUAAGUUGAAGUUUUAAUAAUAGCAAUAUUAUUCACAAAUUUGUAAGCAAUAUAACAAAAGUUGGCAACAUAAACUAUCACACAAUAAAAAAAGAAAGCUUUUAGCAUUAAAUUAUGAAAGUUGUAUGGAUAACUUGUUUAAGUGCCUUGUUGACAAGAAAAAACAUAAAACACACAUUUUUAGAAAUCAAUGCACACAAUGAUAUAACAAAUUUAAACUUAUUUUAAAAAUUGAUGACAGAGAACCUCUUGUUUUCUCUUUGUUACUGUAAAUUCAGAAAUUAUUGCUUGCAUUUAUUAUUGUGAUUUUGUCAUUUUAGACUAAAAUGCGAUUUUAAUUUUUGUGAUAUUGAGAAAAGUCCUGUUUAAUUCAUAUAAAAAAUUACAAUUGUUUAAAUUAUUGCGAUUAUAACCCUGUUGCAUUUUUCGCAAUAAUAAAAACAUCGCAAUAAUUUCUGAAUUUACAGUAUUUAUGUUGCUUAAUGUAUCCAGUUGCUACUUCUAUGUAAAACUUAAGGUCUAAAUGAAUUAGGUUUGAUUCUGCAUUUUAAUCACUUUUUGCAAGAUACAAAGUAGUUUUUCUUUGUUCCAUUUGUGUUUCUAAUGAUAAUUUUUUAUUGGGCAGCAUUUAAAAUAUUCAUAACAUAAAUUUCAUGAUUGAUGUCAUCAGAGUAUAUUGCUUGUAGUUGAAUCAUUUCUGGUUAUGAAAAUUUAUUGUUCUUCAAAGUUGUAUUAGUAUAGAUAAAGCAAUAUUACACACACACUCAUGGAGUGGGUGGUUACUGCAACCUCUAUGAUAGUCUGUUCGUUCAUCCACAUGUUUGUCUGUCAGUAAUUUUUGUACGAUAUAUUUCUGAGAUUCUGUUGUAUUAGAAUUCAAUACAUUUAUACCUAGCUUGCUUAUACAAUUAUCAUUUUUUAUUUGUUCUUUAAAAACUCAUGACUAGGAAAUUCUAUACUUUUGCAUUUUUUUAAUUUCCUGAGUAUUAAAUACCAAAGAAUAUUUUUAUAUAUAUAUAUCUACUGUUAUAUUUCUGUUACAUGAUCUUGUGUGGUGUUUUUUAAUCUUGUUUUAGCUUUAAAUCUACUAAAAAUCUUUAGAUUGGAUUUAAGAAUAUACAUGUUCUUUUCUAUUUAUUUUGUGGUUAAGUUUAUAUUUCAUAUAAACUGAUUUUAUUGCAAAUAGACUUGUAUGAUAUAUACCUCUAUUUUUUUUUGCCAAUGAUAAGCCACAUACUAUUGUGUAACAAGAAAAUUUUAUCAUUCAUUUCACCAAAUUUUAAGUUGCAUUGAUGACAUUUUUUGGUGUUCGAAAACUAACAUUAAAAACACAAAUUUUCUUUUAGUGAAUUUAGAAACUGAUCUUUUAGCACUCUUUUAUAUGAAUGUUUGGUUAUCUUUAACUAUGAAGUUCUAAAAUCUACAAAGUUUGAUAUGAACCAUGGUAUAUAUAUAGUAGUUGUAGUGAUUAUUUUAAUGCUUUUAUAAAUGCUGAUAUAUCUUAUGUUAAAUAUGAUAAUCAGAAAACAAAACUGUGAUGUAUUUUUAUAUUUUAUGUGUACAUAAAUAUGUUGGAAUGUCUGACAGUCUUUCAACAAAAGAGUUUUAUUCUUUUGUUAUAUCAAUUUUACCAAUGAAAACAUAAUUUGUGCCAUUGAAAAUAUUUUAGAAAAAAAUCUUGCCUUUAUUCUGAUAUAUCCUAUAAAUAGUGAAUUGUGCCAUAUGAAAAUUCUUAUUUUGCCAAUGUAUAAAUCACAACUGUCAUCUUUACCCAAAUUUGUUGCCUUCAAAGAGGGUCUUGAUGAGAGAUUACAGAUUGGUGAAAAAUGAGCAAAAAAAUUAGAGAAUAGAGAAUAAUGGGGUGCAAAAGUGUAAAAAAAUAACUUUUCAAAAUUAAAAAACUAGGUUAUACAAUGAUAAAGAAAUCACAUAAUUUCAGACAGAAUUAAUUGUAAAAUCAUUUACAUGAGAUAUUUUAAUAGAGGAUAAUCAUUAUUUUUGAAGAUAAAAAAAAUGCCCUAAAAAUUUUAAGAGUACAGAAGUUUAGGACCCCCAUCUAGACCCUCUUUAAAGGAGAGAAAAAAAUACAGGUUCUAUCUAUAUAUAUGUAUGAAUGGUUAAUGUUUGUUUUUAUAAACCAUGAUCCAGAAAAGUUUCACCAUGAAUAAAAAUGAAAACUAUCAUUUGGAAAAAGAAAAUUUUAGAUGAAGAAUUUCAAUCAUAAUUUGGAUGCUAUAUUCAUUUAAAUCCAACAUUAUAUAUAUAAAAAAAAUAGAAUUUACUUUAGGUGUAGUAUUUUUUAUUGUCAGAUACCAACAUUUGCAAGAAGGCAAAAAGAUGUUAAAAUAUUUGCUCUCAUAAUUUUUUGAAUAUUCCUCUUCCGUCUUAAGGUCCCCUUACUUUUAUAAUCUCUAAAUUUUACAUUGACUGUUUAUGUUUCGUAUAUUGUUGAGUUUGUUAUAAAUUGUGUUUGUUGAUAUUGAAUCUCAGAUCAAAGAUCUACAAAAUGUUCACCAAAGAUAAAUCAUUAUUAAACAUGUGUUUUAUUUAUAUCCAGCAAUGCCUAAGAAAUACAGGUACUGAUGUAUAGAGGAGUGAAAAAUCGUUGUACAUGAUACAUAGAAGGAAACAUUUACUCUGGGUCAAGAUUGCACAUUUGUUGUAAAGGUAGAAGAUGUAUUUGAUAAAUUUAAAUCUCUUCAAAAUGGUCAUCAUUAGAAGGUAUCGUUGUUAUUGAUAAAAAUAAAUGUAAGCUAAACGUAAACCAAAAAUUCUUUAAGACCAAUCAUACGAGUAGAUCUAAAUGAAAGACAUCUUAACUUACAAUUCUUGUAAUUGUUGGAACUUUAAAGACCUUUUGAACAUAAGUAAGAAAUUAAAAAACUUAAUCGAUUUUCGAAAUUGAAAAUACAAAAAACUGUUUUAAGCAUUGCCUUUUCCUUUAACAAUGCAUAUUCGUUUCUUUCUUUUUUAAAAGUUUUUAUAAUACUUUUUUUUAAUUUUUUAGUAGUGUUUCAUUACUCCAUUUAAAGCUUGAAAUUGCCCAUGAUGCUGGCAAGGCAUUUUGAAAUAAUACAUAAAUAUGUAUUAAACUUGCAUGCUAAAUUCAAAUUUAAAUGGGAUGAAAUGCACUUUCUUCUAAUAUUUGCAGCACUGCUGUAAUGUAAUUGUUUUUAUAGCCAUAUAAUGCAUGGUUAUGUAAGAAAAUAAAAAAGAUCUCCAUUUGCAUGCUGUCACAUAAGUUAGUACUAGACAUCAUAAAUAGAUACGACAAUGUAAGUGUAAUAAGUGAUAAGCAAUCAACAACCAUAUGAAAAGAAAGUAUUUUUGUCUAAACAAUAUUUUCCAGAAAAAUUUUGAUAGAACUAAUAAUGUAUGUUUUAAAAGUUUUGUUUUUACUUUAAGUUUAAUUCAGUGCACAACCAAAAAAACUACAUUAACAAGGAUGAUAAAAGAAAAAGAAAUAUUUUCAUGCAAAAUUAUUUUUGUCUGAACAAAAGCUUUGUUAAAUGUUACUCUGAAUCUUGAACACAAGUGUUUGGUAUUAUAGUGUAAGGAGUGGAAAACAUCUUUAAUGAACAGCUAACAACUGCAUUUAGUUAAAUCAUCACACAUGAAUCUAUUGUUACCAAAAUUUUUCUGUGAUACUGAUGUGGAAAUAUUAAAUGACAAUUGUUAUUGAUUUAAAUAAAUGUCAAUUUUUUUAAUGAAUUAUGUUUGGAACAUCCAAGGUGAUAUUAUUUUGUAAUAAAAUGUUGACAAGCAUUGCAAAA
Molecule: messenger RNA, 7844 nt
Organism: Mytilus californianus (California mussel)
Lineage: Eukaryota; Metazoa; Mollusca; Bivalvia; Mytilida; Mytilidae
Product: prolyl 4-hydroxylase subunit alpha-2-like
Exons: 13
Coding region: 437-2059 (540 amino acids)
Biological process (GO): peptidyl-proline hydroxylation to 4-hydroxy-L-proline
Cellular component (GO): endoplasmic reticulum
Molecular function (GO): procollagen-proline 4-dioxygenase activity; iron ion binding; L-ascorbic acid binding
Source: RefSeq, a predicted model, not a curated record